Molecule: messenger RNA, 2603 nt
Organism: Owenia fusiformis
Lineage: Eukaryota; Metazoa; Annelida; Polychaeta; Sabellida; Oweniidae
Source: the annotation of a GenBank genome assembly
AAAGCACUUCCGGAAUAAAAUUAAUUUUAAAAUCUCUUUAUUUUUGUGAAUAACUAGCGCAGUUGAUUGGUUAACAGAAAUGUGAUAACUUAGGAUUGCCUACAAUCAAGGAUUAAGUAUAAUAGAAUACAAUGAGAUCAACAGGUGCAAUCUACCCACGAGCAGGGUUAACACCAUAUAUCUUACUUCUCCUUGGCUCCAAGGCACUCAGAGCAUUUGGCCUCUACCUAUCAUAUGAUCUGUUGAAGCUGAUUCAUGUUGUGCAGUUCCUUUUCAUAGCUAAGCUAGGAUCGUCAGUGGUGCUGAUAUUUCUACAAAAGCCUUUCUCAGGAGGAAAAAGGUUGUCAAAGAACCAGUGGUUUAGGAUUUGUAGACAUGCCCUUAUUGGUAGUUUAUUAAACCUGCUGUGGCUGUAUGGACUGACACUGUGUGGUCCUUUAAGGGCCAUCUUGAUAUUUGAGCACAGUGAUCUGGUUGUGAUUGCUGCAUUGAGCGCCCUCUUUACACACAAUGGAGGUGGCCCAGCCAAGCUCCGUGGUGCUAUGUUUCUGUUACUUGCUGUUACUGGGAUCUUGUUGUUUGACCAUGAUGACUACAGAGCGGAUGCAGCAGAGCACACUGAAAACCACCAUAAAAGCAUCAUCACACACUUGUUUAACCACUUCACCAACUGGUCGGGACUCUCAGAUCACAAGGGUGGUGUGAUGCUUCUGUUCUUCACACUGUGUAUGUGGACAGGGUACAGUAGUGCUUCUAAAAAACUCUCACUAGAUGUAGGUGGAGCUAAACGUCUUCAUGCGCUAUCCACAUUGAUAUCUGCCAUCCUGCUUAGUCCAUGGGCGGGAUUUAUCUAUGUCACACGUGAAAGCGAAGACAUAUCCCUGUGGUCUGUGGUGAUACCUCUAACUAUAGUGAUCCUGAUUGUGUUUCUUGCUGACUACUACAUUGAUGCCAUAAGUAUCCAGCGCCUUGAUGCUCCAACAGCUGCAAAGUUUGGUUCCAUGGCAGUGUUCACUGGCGCUCUUGUCAUCAGCUUCUUCUGGAAUCACCCAUAUGCAUCAAAGAUCACAUCGAUGCAUCACAUUGUAGAAGUGGUACAAGAGGAUCAUGUACUGUCUGGAGGUGUCAUCUUCAGUUAUGUACUCAUUAUGUUUGCUACUCAUAUCCUGACAAAUCCGUCCAAGAUGUCCAAGGGCAGUUUUAUAGGAUAUUCUGCAGCUGGGUUGCCCCUUUAUACAGUUGCUGGGGAGGCCCUACACAGGACCUCCCAAUCUGUGCUGACAGUAGCGAAGAAUGGACUCCAACAGAUCCUCUCUGAGUCAGAUUCAAGGAAGAUAUUCUACUUUCUUUGCAUUAAUCUUGCAUUCACAUUUGUUGAGUUGAUUUAUGGAGUAUGGACCAACAGUCUUGGUUUGAUCUCAGAUGGUUUCCACAUGUUAUUUGACUGCUCUGCUCUAGUCAUGGGUCUCUAUGCUGCCGUAAUGAGCAAGUGGAAGGCCACCAGAAUAUACUCUUAUGGGUAUGACAGAAUUGAGGUCCUCUCUGGCUUCAUCAAUGGUGUUUUUCUUGUUGUCAUCUCUUUCUUUGUCUUCACUGAGGCCCUGGAGAGACUCUUUGACCCUCCUGAAGUCAGCACAGAGAGAUUGCUUGCUGUAUCAGUGGCAGGACUUAUUGUUAACCUUGUUGGCAUAACAGCAUUCAGACACGCCCACUCCCAUGGUGGCGGAGGCGGACAUGGUCAUAGUCAUGGAGGAGGUCAUGGUCAUGCCCAUGGAGGUCAAGGUCACGGACACUCCAAUAGCAACCACAGUCACUCUAAUGGUAACCAUGGUCAUUCUCAUGCUGCCAGUGAACCUUGUGCUUCCAGCUCUACUCACCAUAACACCAAUAUGGAAGGUGUGUUCCUGCAUGUGUUAGCAGACACCUUGGGCUCAGUGGGAGUCAUCAUAUCAUCCAUCCUCAUAGAGAACUUUGGCUGGAAUAUAGCUGAUCCUAUCUGUAGCAUCUUCAUUGGCACACUUAUCUUCCUAAGUGUGAUUCCCCUACUGAAGGAGACUACAUUGAUAUUGGCCCUGAGAACCCCAGCUGAGUUAGAGGGGCCAUUGAAUGUUAGUUUACAAAAGGUGCUGGAUUUGGAGGGUGUUUUGUCAUACAGAGAGCAGCAUUUCUGGCAGCACUCUAGCAAUGUCACCUGUGGCACUCUACAUGUACAGGUGACAAAGGGCAUCAGUGAACAGAAAAUAAUCUCUCAAAUAACUGCAAUAUUUAAAGACAUUGGUAUAAAUAACAUGACAGUACAAGUUGAAACAGAGGCCUAUUUUCAACAUAUGACAGGUCUUGGCUCUCAGCUUGGACAAGUUGAAGAAAUCACACAAAAUUUGAGGACGUUGAAUUAUCAACAGACAGUGAGCAUGAUAAAAGCCAUUUGAUAUGGUGGAUUUGAUACAGUGUUACUAAAGUGAUUAUUUAGACAUCCUAUGAUGAUACCAAAAAACUCCCAGAGCUGAAAUGACAUAGUGCUCUGCACUAUGAUCUACAGUUAUACUUACAUAUGGGAACACAUCCCUAAAGAAAACAGCUCUAAGCAUGAUGUUAUUGUUGUG